Molecule: messenger RNA, 1329 nt
Organism: Macroventuria anomochaeta
Lineage: Eukaryota; Fungi; Ascomycota; Dothideomycetes; Pleosporales; Didymellaceae
Product: RmlC-like cupin
Exons: 1
Coding region: 88-1191 (367 amino acids)
Source: RefSeq, a predicted model, not a curated record
GGCUGAACUCUACUCGAACCCCUCAAAUUCCUCCUUCGAACAUUCUCGAGCCUCAUCCCACAGCUAUAUAGCUCGCCCAUUCGACUGAUGAAGACGCUCUCCUCCAUCUUUUUCGCCAUCAUCGCAAUUGCAGCAGCAAUCUACAACAACCCAUACAUGCUCUCGCGCUUUACACGCUUGACGAAGCACUUCACAUCUACACAAAACUUUACGACUACCUCCACAGGCAUGGCUGCAAACGGCAUGUUCCGCGGACUGCCCGUCAUCCCAGAUGAGCAGUUCACCACCACAGCGCCCCGCAAGAUCGCCAAGUCCUUCCUCGCAGUUGAGCAGUCUGAAGGCGCAGGCGCUCGCGUCCGCCGCUCAGUGGGCACACCCAAGCUCCGCAACUUCUCGCCCUUCCUCAUGCUCGACCACUUCGCCAUUCCUCCGGGCGCUGGCUUCCCCGACCAUCCGCACCGCGGCCAGGAAACAAUCACGUACCUGCUCUCUGGCGCAGUAGACCACGAAGACUUCGCUGGCAACAAGGGUACAAUCGAGACGGGCGAUCUGCAGUUCAUGACUGCGGGACGCGGUAUCGUACACGCAGAGAUGCCACAACAGAAUGAGAAGGGCGAGGCGAACGUGGGCAUGCAGCUCUGGGUUGACCUGCCCAAGGAGCUCAAGUCCUGCGAACCAAGAUACCGCGACUUGAGGGCUAAGGAGAUCCCUGAAGCCACAUCAGAGGACGGCAAGGUCAAGGUCAAGGUCAUCAGCGGUCUGGCUUACGGCACAGAGUCCCUGAAGGAGCUGGCAUACACACCGGUCUGGCUCCUCGAUUUUACUGUUCAGCCUGGUGGCACCGUCAAGCAGUCGCUGCCUAAGGGCUGGAACGCUUUCGCUUACCUUCUGAACGGCACCACCAUCUUCUCCACUGGCGGCGAGUCACGACCGAUCGAGCAGUACCACAACGUUGUGUUUGACAAGGAGGGUGACAGUAUCGAGGCCUCGGUUGAGGAGGGCGCAGAGGAGUCGAGGUUCAUCUUGGUCGCCGGUUUGCCGCUUGACCAGCCUAUUGUUCAGUACGGACCUUUUGUUGUUACGUCAAGGGACGAGGUUAUGCAAGCUAUGCAGGACUAUCAGACACAUUCGAACGGAUUUGAGCGGGCGCACAACUGGGAGAGUGAAAUUGGAAAGAGUAUGAUUCACUAGAUGAAGAAUGUUAGUAACAUCGUCACGUUGAGGCGGCCUGUAUAUAGCUUUUCUUUACUUUUCAAUAUCACCAAGUCGUUUUCGUUUUCUAACACAGUUCUCACGAUCUUCACUAGCCAUGUGCACACCAGAAGUUAC